This is a messenger RNA of Rattus rattus (black rat), 3232 nucleotides long. RefSeq names its product zinc finger protein 120-like. The record is from RefSeq and is a predicted model, not a curated record. Bases 1629 to 2339 code for a protein of 236 amino acids. Gene Ontology annotation, biological process: regulation of DNA-templated transcription. NCBI's taxonomy places the organism in Eukaryota, Metazoa, Chordata, Mammalia, Rodentia, Muridae. The transcript has 4 exons.
AUUGCAGGGCAUUCACUGACCUUCUUUCUACCUGUCGUGUUUGUUUUGACUUUAUGUUAGAAAGACUAUGAGUCUUUUGCCUAUAUGCAUGAAUAUACACCUCAGGUGUGUCUAGUCCUCAGAGUAGCCAGACAAUGGUCUGACACCUGCUGAAAGUAGAAUAAUGGAUAGCUGUGAUCCUGCUGUAAAUACAACAGUUCACCUCACUUAUUUGUAGGACCUGCAAGAUCUCUUCCUGAAGCAUGUAGCCUUUUCACUACCCUGCUUUAAGUUCCUGACAGGUACACUUCCAGUCCCUGCCCUGGUUCCCUUGUAUGGGGGAACAGUGUCACACAAUAGAACACACACACACACUGACACACACACACACACACACACACACACACACACACACACACACACACACACUAAUAUGUUUAUCCUGACUUAUGUCUCAUCCAAGCUUCCCACAGCUAGUGUGUCCUCUCCGUUACUCUUUGCUCGACGCUCUAUAUCUGCCCUUAGCUUAGUUGCCCAGUUACCUUUUCAUUGCUCACCACCAUAAAACUACUCUCAGCUUAAUUGCAUCUCUAAUCUCCAACCUGGGGUUGCGGCCAAUGAACACUCCUCUGGACAUCUUACAUGGUUGUCGACUCUCUCUCCAAAGCAAGACAAAUCUCUCUUUCCUGUCUCCUGCUUCUCUUUCCUCACCUUUGGGAACCUGGAAUUCUCACCUUUUCUACCCUUUCCAUUGGCUGCUGUCAAUGGAUCUUGAUCGAUCAAAAUCCAAUUAGAGACAAGGAACUGCAGAAUUUAUGUGCAGAUUCCCAGUCAAAGCAUGAGAUCCAUGCCCUAUACUUCACUGUUGAGCCAUCUCUCCUGCACUGUGUUGUUUACAUCUAAUCAACUUUCAUAUAGCUAAGAUUUUCUUCUGCCUAAUUGUAAAGUUCUUUUUUUUUCCCCCGGAGCUGAGGACCGAACCCAGGGUCUUGGGCUUGCUAGGCAAGCGCUCUACCACUGAGCUAAAUCACCAACCCCCUGCCUAAUUGUAAAUGUUUAAACAUAUAUUCCCUUUUGGUAAUAUCUUGUUAAUCUUACAAUUUGUACCUGUGGGCCUGAGGUUUCUGGAAGAUGACUAUAGAACUGGAUUUUAUGUAUAAUACUCUUAUAGAUUUAAGGAAAAACCUGAGGUCUUUCUAUAUUUCUGGUUUGGUUAGUCAAUUCUGGUAGAGGAUACAGGGUCUUACUAUGUACCUUUGGCUGUUCUAGAACUCAUUAUAUACCCCACACUGGCAUCCGACUCAAUGUGAUAAUUCUGCUUCUGUCUUCUUAUUGCAGUGUUAAAGGCAUAGGACAAUAGACCCAGCUUUUAACUGAUUUUUACAGUCAGUAAUUGUUAGUGUUAAUACAAUUUCUUCGAUGUGUGGUAAGCACUAUUGAUCUUGUAGAGCUUGUGUCCUCUUUACAUAUGUAGGUGUCAUUUCACUAGAAAGGCUACAUCCUAUUGAACAGGCUGUGAAAUGACAGGGGUGAACCUCAUUAAUACAUUUCCUUAAAGUAUGUAUUGGUAGUUACAGUAGAACUUUGGAGUCAAGAAAUAAGUCUGAUAGUCCCCAUAAUUAUAUGAACACAUUGUUUAUGAAGAAUACAUGCCCAAUGUUGUCUCUAUCAUGCUUUCUUUUGUACCCAUGUAUGGGAUACUCGAGAAGACAGUGACUUAUGAGGAUGUGCAUGUGAACUUCACUCAGGAAGAGUGGGCUUUGCUGGAUCCCUUCCAGAAGAAGCUCUACAAAGAUGUCAUGCUGGAGACCUACAGGAACCUCAAUGCUAUAGGCUUUAAUUGGGAAGACCAAAAUAUUGAGGAACAUUGUCAAAGAUCUAGAAGACAGAGAAGGCAUGAAAGAAGUCAGAGUGCAGAGAUUCCCUCCGAAUAUACUCACUGUGGAAAACCCUUUGCUUUACAUUCUCACAGUCAUCCUCAAAGGAAUGAAAAGAUUCAUUCAAAAAAGAAGCCUUCUGAAGUUAUUCAGUGUUUUGAAGCCUUUGCUCCUUACACAGUUCUCCAAAUACAUAAAAGAACACAAGCUAGGCAGAAACCUUAUGAAUGUAGUCAACGUGGUAAAGUUUUUGCAAAUCACAGUAAACUUAAAAGGCAUGAAAGACUUCAUACUGAAAAGAAACCCUACAAAUGUCAUGAAUGUGAUAAAGCUUUUUCACAACCCAUUAGACUCCAGAAGCAUCAAAGAGUUCACACUGGAGAGAAACCCUACAAAUGCAAUGAAUGUGAUAAAGCCUUUUCACGACCAGGUAGACUCCAGAUGCAUAAUAGAGUUCAUACUGGAGAGAAACCCUACAAAUAACAGUUCUCCUGUGAAUGUGAUAGUUCACCCUCCUGCAAGUUGAAUAGUGUAUUGUGAAAUAUAUCCACCUUGAUUCCUGGAGGAAGAAGAGAACAUGCCUGCUGAGUGCUAAUGCUGUCUUCAUUUUAGAUUGUAACCAUAGUACAACUAUAAGUAAACAUAACCAUAGUAACUAUAAGUAUUGAAGAAAACUAUAAGUUGAUAAUGAAUCUUAUUUGCAAGAAAAAAUGUUGAAGUGCUAUCUCUUUUAAUGUGUUAUUGCAUUCUUAGAGAGAAACACUUAUUCAGAACAAUUUUCUCAGAACCACAAUGAGUUCCAGACAACUGUUGCAGUGGGUAUGGCUGGUUGUUUCUAAACUUCAUGACAUAAUUUCAGUUUCUAAUAGACGCAUAUUAUCUUUGAAUUUUUUUCUCAUUUCUGUAGUUAGAGUCUGGCAUAGGUAUGUCACACACUGGCAGUAUAUAAAAUGUUAAACAAUAUAAGGAACAAUGAUGUCACUUGAAGCUAAAAGCAUACUUGGAUCUUUUCUGUAGAAUGCACAUAGUGGAAGUAGACAAUAGACACCUGUAAGAUGCUCUUUUCUCACUGCUACCUAUACCCAUGGCACAGGUGUAUAUGCACAAACAUAGUUGAUGUUGGGAUCGGCUAAAGAUGGCACUGACAUCUAGUGGUCGUUUGUGGUAUACAACCAUUAUAGCAGUGUCCCUGGCCUUCUUCUGGCAUUUACAAGGCCAGGGUGAUAUGCAUGCUAAUAAGGUAUUUCCUACUCCACCAAUCCUCAGAGGACAAGUUUACAGCCACUGUCUGUCUUGUACUUAAGGCGAGUGCCUUUGUUCCCCGUUCCCCCGUAUCAAGAAUGAGGUGUUCCUGCAAUAAAGGCUGUUGAGAAGAA